GUCUCGAUAGGAGCAGGAAGAACAAGUUCUAUUGUUCUUCCUAUCUGUAGAGAUCUUCGGAUCGGUAAAAGUGAUAGUAAAAUAAUUUUGUUAUUUGUGUGAUAGUUCAAAAGUGAUUCUUAGAAUAGUUUAAAUAGUGAUAUUUUUCGGCAUUGUGGACUUCGUUAAAUAUUCAGUGGCGCAAGUUGAGUAGUGUGAUAGUGGACCUCAAAGAAAUUUGUGAACUGCUAAGCAGUUCAAACUUUUUGAAAAUCAUGCAACGUUCCGCCAAAAGGAUAAAACUUUUAAAGUUGUGUCGUUGCCUGCUGCUUCUUGCCAUAGCCAUCGUCACCGCGAACGCAAAACCCGAAGCCCCAGUCAACUCAUAUCUCCCACCGGCGCAUGGUCACAACGGGUACCACGACGAGCACCAUCAUCACGGUGGGGACGAUCAUCACCACACGGAUCUAGUGCCUCCGUCGUCCAGCUACGGCACACCGGACAGCAGCUAUGGGCCACCGCACCAUCAUUCCGGGUUCGAGGAGCACCACGAGCAUCACGAACACCACGAGCACCACGAGGAGCAUCAUGAUUCGUUCGAAGAUGAACCAGCAAAGUACGAGUUUACAUAUGAAGUGGAUGACGAAGAUCGCGAUUUAUCCUUUGGCCACGAAGAGAUGAGAGAUGGUGACUACACCACGGGAAAAUACAACGUGCUGCUUCCUGACGGUAGACGGCAGAUCGUCGAGUACGAAGCCGACCAAAAAGGAUACCGCCCAAAAAUUACCUACGAGGGCGGAGACGAGCAUCCCCACCACCACGAGCACCCCCACCCACACCACCACGACCAUGCCGGCUAUCCCCACGAAUCGCCUCACAACCAGCUGGGCUAUCCGAAGGAGUCUCACCAUGACUUCGAGCACGAGCACGAUAACGGCCACAGCCGAGCGGAUCACGGCAUCCACGACGGCCAUGGUGGUCAUCAUGGUUACGAUAGCAAUGGUCAUGAGCAUCAUGGCCACAAUGGGCAUGACCACGGGCACCAUCAUCGGCGCAACUCGGAUGACGGCCAUCACGGGAACGGGAACGGACAGCAUGGACACGGAAAUGGGCACAACGGUAAACAUCAUCGUCGUGGUGCUAACGGAAAUGGCAACGGCGGAGGAAACCGUCACAAUGGUUAUCACUAGGGCCUAAGAUGGGAGGAAACGGCGAACGACACAACCUUGGGAGGGUUAUCGGAGAGAGAGGCUCAACACUGCAUGCUGCGACAUACGCAUAUAUUUAAUCACAAAAGUAGUACAAAUUAGUUCAAUUAUUUAUUCGUUAACGCGUGUUAUAAACAAAGUGCAUUUAACAUGUUUUCAAGCCAGUUUAAUUACCAAUUAAUUUAUGAAGAGCUAAUGAAUAGCCACUUGUUGUUUAACUGUAAGUAGAUAGACAAUGCUAACGCUUAGGAUCAUAUCGAUGCGAAAUAAAGUAAACUCAGCAGAACGAUCAUCGAAAAAAGACAAAACUCUUCAAGCUGCACGCAGUUGGAGGAUUCGAUGAAUCGACAAAAUACCAA
Armigeres subalbatus is the source of this 1546-nucleotide messenger RNA. Its product is annotated as histidine-rich glycoprotein-like. NCBI's taxonomy places the organism in Eukaryota, Metazoa, Arthropoda, Insecta, Diptera, Culicidae. The record is from RefSeq and is a predicted model, not a curated record. The transcript has 4 exons. Gene Ontology annotation, cellular component: extracellular matrix. Bases 255 to 1169 code for a protein of 304 amino acids.